Pecten maximus is the source of this 3618-nucleotide messenger RNA. Its product is annotated as solute carrier family 23 member 2-like. Bases 90 to 1958 code for a protein of 622 amino acids. The record is from RefSeq and is a predicted model, not a curated record. Gene Ontology annotation, molecular function: transmembrane transporter activity. The transcript has 14 exons. Gene Ontology annotation, biological process: transmembrane transport. Gene Ontology annotation, cellular component: membrane. NCBI's taxonomy places the organism in Eukaryota, Metazoa, Mollusca, Bivalvia, Pectinida, Pectinidae.
ACAACGACCUUUUACCAAGAAAGGAUUGUGAGCGGGCCUUAAAUCAACGUUUUAUACCGAAUACAGUAAAAUAAGGGGUAUUCGUCAGUAUGACAACUCAUGAAAUGGAAUACAAUCAAGAGAAAGAAAAACAGACGACAUCCGUGUCAAUGGAUGAUGAACUCGAACAGAAAAGAAGAAAAGAUGAGAAAACAGACGAGACUACCGGUAGACUUUCGGGCCUGUUGUACAGCGUGGAGGAGGUUCCCCCAUUGGGCCUCUGUGUCCUGUUAGGAUUCCAGCACUACCUAACAGCAUUCGGAGGGAUCCUGUCAGUACCCCUGAUUCUAUACCGAGUGUUUUGUAUAGGAGAGGACAGAGUCGGUCUGAGUGAAGUCAUCGGCACCAUUUUCUUCUGCUCUGGCAUGGCCACACUGCUGCAGACCACCCUCGGAGUCAGACUUCCAAUCAUCCAGGGAGGGUCUUUCACCUUCCUCACACCGACGUUUGCCUUGCUGUCCCUCCCGAUAUGGUCCUGUGAGUACACAGAAGCUGAAAACGGACUCCGAAACUUCACGGACCUGCCACCGUACGGAAGUCCCCAACACCAGGAGAUGUGGCAUAUGCGCCUGCGCGAGAUACAGGGUGCCAUAAUGGUGGCGUCUGUGUUCCAAGUUGUAAUUGGUUUGACAGGAAUAAUGGGCGUGGUUCUCAGAUUUAUAGGCCCUUUAGCGGUCACGCCCACUGUGGCACUGAUUGGUUUGGGGCUCUUCCCAGAGGCUGCGGAUCUAGCUUCAAAACAGUGGUAUAUUGCUGUCAUGACGAUGGUGCUGAUAGCAUUGUUUUCGCAGUACCUUCGGGACAUCUCUAUACCCGUCUGUAGAUUCUCGAGGGAAACCGGAUGCGGUACAUAUAAACUUCCCAUCUUCAAACUAUUUCCGGUGCUGAUGGCGAUGUUGACUUCCUGGGGGAUCUGCGGUAUUUUGACGGCAGCCGGAGCCUUUCCGACUGAAUCCACUGCUUGGGGAUACGAUGCACGAACGGACACUAAACUGAACGUCCUGAGCGACUCGAGGUGGUUCCGGUUUCCAUAUCCAGGUCAGUGGGGUGUGCCCACUGUCAGUACCGCGGGGGUGUUCGGCAUGCUGGCUGGUGUCAUCUCGUCUAUGAUUGAGUCUGUUGGAGACUACAUCGCAUGCGCACGACUGUCUGGAGCGCCACCUCCACCGGAUCACGCUGUGAAUAGGGGUAUAGGAAUGGAGGGGAUAGCAUGUAUCUUGGCAGGGGCAUGGGGUUCCGGAAGUGGGACGACAUCAUACAGCGAAAACAUUGGCGCAAUCGGCAUCACCAAGGUUGGAAGUCGGCGGGUGGUACAGGUUGGAGGCUUUAUCAUGCUCUUACUCGGUUGUCUAGGGAAGUUCGGGGCAUUGUUCGUCACUAUCCCCGAACCCGUCAUCGGCGGCAUGUUCCUCGUCAUGUUUGGAAUGGUGGUGUCGGUUGGAUUGUCCAAUCUACAGUACGUCGACUUGUCCUCGUCCCGGAAUAUAUUUGUGUUGGGUACAUCCUUAUUCUUCGGCCUCUCGUUUCCGGUGUGGAUCAAAGAUCACCCCAACAGCAUAGAUACAGGUAGCGAUGUCAUGGAUCAGAUCAUUUCUGUGUUGCUCGGAACCAAUAUGUUUGUAGGAGGCUUGAUCGGACUUGUACUGGACAACACCAUCCCAGGGACGGACGAGGAGCGGGGAAUUAAGAAAUGGCGGGAAAUGACCAGUUUGACGGAGGGCGACACCAAACGUAGCGCUGUGUAUGACAUACCCUUUAUACAGCCUCUUCUGGACAAAAUCUCGUGCUGGCGUUACUUCCCAAUGUGCCCGGCAUUUACCGGGUGUCGACGGAGACGUCAUGGGGAAAAUAACAAACCUACAUCAUAUCAUAAUGAAGGGUUCACUGCUGGUCAGGAUCGAGACACGACUCAACUAUAACCCCAGAAAUCCAGCCAAUCCUGUUUGUUUAAAUAGUGAAGCGUACCCGGAUGUUAAAUCGUCAUUUCUAUGUAGUCCCAUCAUGCAUUUAAUGUCGUAUUGCUAAUUAGGACGCACUGACUCAACAUAGUCUUUUUGAAAUCGCUUACCGCUUUCAAAUUUGGCGCUAAUGAAACACUUUGUACAUGAAAUCAAAAGAAAACUUUCUGUUUCUGGCUGUUCUGUAUCUUUGAAGAACUCUUUUUGGUAAUUUUUAAAAUUGUUUUCAGCUUCACAUCAAGCGAAAUUGGUGGGAAUGACCCCGGCCAGUUUAAAAUCAGAUCUCCUAAAUGAAACACAUCGGGUACUGAGGAUUCAUUGAACCAUUCACACAAGUGUGUACGCUUUUCACUUAUAAUUUCAUCUGAGAUAGCUAUGGCCUCAUUCGGCUUAGUUCUUGUCGAUUUUAAAACGUACACAAAUAAGUCUCAUUGUGCGGUUAAUAAAACGCAAACAAUGUAGUGCGAAUGUUUGUAACUGAUGUACUAGUGAGGUCUGUAUAGAAUUUCAACAAAUCAAAUAUCGUAUGUUUGUUAAUAUGAUAAAUCGUGGUGUACGACUUCCAAGGAUAAGAACAUAAGAAAGUCCAUUGUGCAAUUUGUAUACAUUUGUAUAAAUGUAUGUAUAAUAAACAUUUCGCAAAGUUUAGGAGUUCAUAUACAACUAAAUGUAUUGUAUUUUCACGUUCCAUAUAUAUGGUUACCAUACUAUAAUUGUUAUGUAUAUAUAUAGCUAUAAACUUUAUUUAUAUACAGCAAUUGCGAAACAACCUAUAGUUUAGUCUUCAACGAAGACGCGAAGCGAGACUACGGUGUUACGUCGUCGUCAACAUUUCACUUUAAUGUUUUGCGUUUUGGUUCGUUGCUGAAAAAAGCAUACGUCCAACUUAAACCAAACCAAACUUGUUAUAUAGUUUGAUCACACAGUGGACAUACAAACAAACACACUUCAUUUACGGAAUAUAACCCAGAAUUUAUGGUCCAGUGACUCUAGAAAUUAGGGAUGCCGGGAAUCUGAACUUUAGAGUUUUGUAUUGAAUUACUCUUGUUGGCCUAGAUGGAAGCGCGGGAGGGGUACUGUGGGGGGAAACUGAAGUACCAGGAGGAAACAAACAUUUGCACGUCCGUUCGGGGAAUCGAACCCCGAUCGCGUAAGUAAAAUGCGAAUGCGGUUACCACUGCACCUCCAAUCACAGGGACUUGGCACGGAUUUCCAACACAGGGUCAAUAUACAUAAAUAUAUUACAGUAUCAAUAUGUAUGGACCGUUGGUAAAUCGUGCCCCCAUUGAUAGUGCUAAUAUCAGAUUGGGAUGGUCGGGUGACACAGAGGUAACAUGCUUACCAUACACUAAUACUGAUCGGACGGGGAAAGGUUUGGGUCCCUUGCCCGACCACGUGGGAUUUUCCGGGUUACUCCGGUUAGUUUCCUCCCCCAGUUAGACCCUUCGUGCGCUUCCAUCCGGGCAAGCAAGUGAUUAAAAUCAGUUGAUAUAACUGUUUCGCAAUUGUUGUAAAAUAUAUAUUUUUUACAUCUUUAUAUCAGUCUCAGAUAAUGAUAUAUGUGUAUUAUCAAGUUCUAAUAUGAAAUCCGACACAUAAUAGAAUCUAGGUGAGAAACGUG